Molecule: messenger RNA, 754 nt
Organism: Myotis lucifugus (little brown bat)
Lineage: Eukaryota; Metazoa; Chordata; Mammalia; Chiroptera; Vespertilionidae
Product: rab effector Noc2-like
Exons: 6
Coding region: 23-634 (203 amino acids)
Source: RefSeq, a predicted model, not a curated record
CCUUGAUCCUCCCUGCGGUGGCAUGAGUCCGCCUGUUACCACUGUUUCACAGAUGAGGAAAUGCGCCUCAGAGAAGAAAGUCUGCACCAAGUGUGGGAUCGAGGCCUGCCCUGGCCAGAAGCGGCCCCUGUGGCUGUGUAAGAUCUGCAGUGAGCAGAGAGAGGUCUGGAAGAGGUCGGGGGCCUGGUUCUACAAAGGGCUCCCCAAGUACAUCCUGCCCCUGAAGACCCCCGGCCGGGCUGAUUACCCCCACUUACGACCUUUGCCUGUGGAACCGGCUGAGCAAGAGCCCAGAAGCACGGAGACCAGUCGAGUCUACACGUGGGCCCGUGGGAGAGUGGUUUCCAGCGACAGCGACAGCGACUCGGACCUCAGCUCCUCCAGCCUGGAGGACAGACUCCCGCCCCCUGGGCUCGGAGACCCGAAAGGCGGCAGAUCCAGGGGGGACUCAGGUGGCAGCGUGGAGUCCCCCAAGAUGGAGCUCACCCACCCACCCAGCCACCUGUCGGGGAGCCAGAGCAGCCUGGCCAGCGAGGCCGGGACCGGCUCUGCAGACCCACAGAGGGGCACCCCACCCUGGCCGGACCCAAAGGGCUCCAGCAAAAGGCACACCCGGGCGAGUCCCCGCUGCUGACGUGGCCCCCACGAGCCCGCCGCCUGCCCUGGGCAGAGGCCUGCGGGGCGCACGGGGCAGGCUUUCCAGUCGGAAGACUGAGAGAGAGAGCGCACCCACAGCUGGAUCCAGACCCCGCCG